Anguilla rostrata (American eel) is the source of this 7401-nucleotide messenger RNA. It is a transcript of the gene fndc5b, whose product is annotated as fibronectin type III domain containing 5b. Gene Ontology annotation, cellular component: plasma membrane; extracellular region. Bases 558 to 1172 code for a protein of 204 amino acids. The transcript is spliced from 6 exons. Lineage: Eukaryota; Metazoa; Chordata; Actinopteri; Anguilliformes; Anguillidae. Gene Ontology annotation, molecular function: protein binding. The record is from RefSeq and is a predicted model, not a curated record.
ACAGCUCGUAAAGUAUGCAGCGAGGCAGUUCGGUGUGAGUAUCGUUUCGAAUCGCCUGUUACUCGCGCAGACUGAAUGGGCAGGAUUUACGACGCCUGACAGCAGAAGCGCCUUUCAUUUUGCAGCAUAGUUCUCUAGUGCGCCUCCCUAAAUAGACUUUCGGCACAGAUGCAAAGAGGGCAAGCUUCGCGGUAGCUGGCAUUGCUGUGUCAGAAAGCAAAAAAAAAAAAAACACCUGGACGUCACGUUAAAUUGGUUCUCGGAGGUAUGAUUCUCUGAAAUCUAGGAGUGUGGGAAAAAGGACAGGAAACUGUGUGGCGCGCAAUUGUCGAAUGUGGGACUCAUUGCGCUGUCCAAGGUUUUGAAAACCCUGCUGUUGCUUUUCUGCGGCAAGACCAUGAGUUGAGAUUGAAAGCCGUUUCGAACGAGGCAAGAAUACGAGGGAAGAGCCAACCGCGGUGAAUGCUGAAUGCAUGCGCCUAGGUCUCUCUACAUACACUAUUCAGGGUAAAUGGGAUUUCACGUUCACCAAGCAGUAUGUAAAGAUUGGUUGAAGGAUGGAGAAAACAGUUUUAUCUGCUACGCUGCUGUUCCUGAGCUGUCUCGGUGUAUCUUUGGUUCAUGCGGACAGUCUGUCAGCUCCCCUCAAUGUGACUAUCAGGGAGCUUAAGGUGAACUCGGCGGUGGUGACAUGGGACAUCUUUGAAGGGGACCCCGUCAUUGGAUUCGCCAUUACGCAGCAGAAGAAGGACGUCCACAUGCUGCGCUUCAUCCAGGAAGUGAACACCACAACCCGCUCCUGUGCAUUAUGGGAACUGGAGGAGGACACAGACUACAUUGUGCAUGUGCAGUCUAUCAGCCUGAGUGGCACCAGCCCUCCCAGUGAGCCUGUGCGCUUCCGCACCCCAAAGGAGGCUGAAAAACUGGCCUCCAACAGUCCAGACGAGGUGACCAUACAGCAGGUGGGGCAGAGCGCCCAGCUGAGGGCAGGGGAGCUGAUCAUCAUUGUGGUGGUGCUGAUCAUGUGGGCAGGUGUGAUUGCUCUAUUCUGCCGCCAGUAUGACAUCAUAAAAGACAACGAACCAAACAACAACAAGGAUAAAGCCAAGAACUCGUCAGAGUGUAGCACUCCAGAGCACCCAACGGGGGGGCUGUUGCGCAGCAAGGUCUAAUCAACCCCCCUCCCACCACCACCAGGCCCCAGCCCUGAGCAGCUUCCCAAGAGCUACAGAAGGCCAUACUGCCCAUAUUCAUGCAAAGGGAUUCCAAAUCAUCAGAGAUUCCAAGUCAAGGGAACAACCAAACAAAAGGCAUUCUGGGAAGAGGCAGGAAUUAUGGGAGUGUUCUCUGAGCCCCGCUGUCCCCGUCCACCCCCUCCUGCCCAGCAGGCGGUGGUCUGAACAGGGAGCUCCUGUGGGUACAGAGAGACAAUGGCCAGACUUGGUCGGACCUGUGAAACUCUUCUUCUACAGGGACGAACCGCCACCCAGAGUGCACCUCUCUGCUCCAAUGCAGCAGCGCAGAUAAGGUGAGAUCUGUCGGCCAUGAAGAAGUAGGCAGUGAAUACACUGAUGUGGGGAGGAAAGGAACAUUUUUCUCAGCUUUCUCUUCUUAUCAGUAAGCAAGGAGGACUUCCACUUCCACUCUUCACUGCCACUGCCUUUUCCACUUUUUAACUCUUCUGCUUUUCUGAGGUGGGAGAGACUUACUUCAAAUUAUCUAUUUUCUGUUUUGAUUCUGUCUCUCUCUCUCUCUCUCCCUCGCUCUCUCACUUCUCUCUCUGGCAUUCUGCUCUUUUUGUUCUCUCUUCACUCUGGUCUCCCUAUCUCCCUUCUCUCUUUUACAUGUCUACAUUCAUGAAUGGUUUUAGUCUGAACUUUAUUAGACAAGUACCAUGAAUUUGUCAUUAGAAUGAAAGCUGUUCCUAUUUUCUGAAACUUUAAAGCUUUAUUUAAUCCUGAAACCAUGUGAUAGUCAAUGAGAUCUCUUCAGCACAAGAGAUUACUCUUUUCAAUAAGCACAUAAAUCACAUAUUUUUCUUUUUUUAGUAGUAUUGGUAUAAUCAUUUUAAAUAUAAGAUGGUUAUGGUUCUGGUUCUGGUUGAUUAUGAUAACCAUAAUUAUCACUGUUGUUAUUAUUUGUAUUAGUAAUGGUAGUGUAAGCCGUAGCAAUAUCAGUAUUAUUUCGGUCACUUUGAAUAAUUCAUUUUUCAAAAACAAGAGCUGCUAAUACAGUUGUUGAUGAAAAGCAAUCGCACGCCUGGCAUCUCUGUGUUUUUGUCCCACUUAUUGUAAUGCUUCAUCUGUUUCCUUCUCUCUGGCAUAACAAAGCCAACCUUGGAAGUUUUGUGAUCUGUCAGAUUUAGACAUCUCUCCAAAAGGUAUUAAAGGUGAUGUAAAGCCUUAGACGAAAUCUCCAAAGUUACCCAGAGAAGAAACUUAAUCAGUCUUGUAGAUAUUUUGUAGGGUGUCAGCAUUGCUCUUGACCCUGAGAGCAGAGAUAAUCACUGCAGUGACAAGAUGUAUGUCUUUAGUUCACACAAGUUGACCAAUGACUCACAAUGAUGAGGAUCAGCUAUUCAAGAUAAACAUGUUCAGUGUUCAAGUGGUCUGAACUGGAGUUUUACACAGCUAGUGUGCUCAUUGUCAUUGAUUCAAUAAGAUUUCACUGAACAGCAAUAAGUCCAAGGUCAAAAAAGUCAAGAGACAUGAUUCACAAGACCAGACAGCUCAGGCUUUCUAGUGACAGGCAGAGCACAUGGAGGAGCUUCCCUCUGUCGAAAGCUCAUUCCACUGCAGGCUGACACACAGCAUAGAAUCCUUGUCGCUCCCCUUCAUCCUUUCAGCCCAGCUGAUCAAGGGCAAACCCCGUCGGCUCAGCCCCAUUCUGCAAACUGUGCUGGCCUUCUUACAAGUGGGCUGUGGCCAGAGUUACCAGGCUGCUUAGUAACCUCGCUGCUAAAGAUAUAAGCUGUAACAUUGAAAUCAACACUUUGUAAAUAAUUAACAGUGAAAUGACCUUGUUUGAAACCGUGAAGCAGCGCAGAGGGAAAAAAAAUAGGGAAUAAAAAACUCUAGCAUUUGAAAAAAACUUCACGAAUGAAAGUGAAGUUGUGUGCAAUUAGUCUGUACAGCACAUACUGGUGUGGUCAGCUGUGUCUUCAGGUUGAACCAGCCUGGUUCCAGCUCAGCAGAGGUAGAGUGAACAGAGUCUCAGUGGACCCAUAUCUUAACACAACAGAGCAAACGCCUCAGCUUUUCAGAAAGCAGUUUUCCUAUCCAGCUGUAAUUUCCUCUCUGAACGGAUAUGCAAAGUGUUACACGUCUUUUGACUUUUCGUCUUUUUGGGAGAAGCGCCAUCCACCAUACCAUUGUUGGCCAUCAUCAUGGACCCCCGCCACGAUCGCCAACCGUUCAUGUGUUUGCCCACCCCAGGCCACCUCCCACCAACUCCGUUUGCCUUGUUAUCACGGGUGACCCUUCUCUGCGUCACCAGACAGAAGGACAGAUAUUUAAGAGGAAGCACAGAGCAGGCAAGCUCCGCCCCUCUAUUGCCCUCUACAGCACAGUUGCCCUAUUGCAUUUGUCUCUGCCACCAGGACCAGAAGUGACCUGAAGGUGUCCAUCUGCUGGGCUUUCAACAUGUAGCAGAGCAGAUACGUUCCUCAGACAGCUCAUGCAUAUGAAAAUGACAAAACCGAAAGUCUGGAAUACUGUAAAACUGCCUUAAAUUCCAGGCUGAUGGUUGGAAUUUUUAAUUCUGUCUCUUCACAAGGAAUUUUCUUUUUAUAUAUCCAAUAACCUGUUGUUGAUGUGUUUGUGGAGCGGUUGUUUGAAAAUGCUGUGAUAUUACAGAAAUUCAGUUAUUUUACUGUAUUAAUUUAUAUUGCUGCAUUAAUUUGUCUCAUCUGUAGAAACUAAAAGGCCUGCAUUCGUUUGUGAAGGGACAAGGUUAGGGAAGGCACUAUUAGCAAUGGGACCUUGAUCACUUGAUGUCAGUUUUGGUUAGCAACCAUUUGCUGCUACUAUUUUCUGUUCACUCAUACUCCUGGUAAUCUGUAUUUAUGAAUAGUACUGGUGUUGUUCAAAUCAAAAUUAAAGCCAGCUUACUAAAGAUUCAAAUGAGCUUGACAUUUUUUGAAAAAGGCCAAUACUUCUGGUGAGUUCCGGGCAUGUCCACAACCAAUACCUCUGGGCACGGCUACCGGGGAGGAGACCCAGGGGCAGACCUAGGACAUGCUGGAGGGAUUAUAUCCACCGGCUGGCCUGGGAUUUCGCCUUGGGAUCCACCGGGAAGACUUUGGCGGAAGUUGCUAGGGAGUGGGACGUCUGGGCUGCUCUGCUUGCCCUGUUGCCACCGUGACCCUAUCUGGAUUAAGCAGUCAGAAAAUGGAUGGAAGGAUGGAUGGAUGGCCCUCAACUGCUGUAUUGUUAGGGGCAGGGAGGGGGGGUAUUGGUAAUUCUAAGUGCCAGUGCACAUAGUCAGUAUGCUGUCAGCUUCAAGAAAUGAAAUGAAAAUGAAACCCAGGAAAAGUAAUGGAUGUUCGAUUCAUUACAGACUUUCAGGACAGCUGUCAGAGCCUUCGAUUUUCCAUCCGCCCUUUGUGUCCUUACGGCCAACCAAUAGCUUGACCCUGAGAGUAGAUGCCUUACCGAUGCUUACUGACUUAUCCUGGAAAACAUCACAUUAAUUUGCAGCUCUGACAGGAUAUGCAUGUAAAAUGAUAACUCCAAGGUAAAGCACAUCAUUUAACCUAAAAACAGCCCAAGGUUUCCUUUACCUGUGACUGUGUUUCAUCCCUGUCACUCCCUCCGGGUGAGAACUGCACAUUUCUCUUUUAAUGACUGAUAAUUAACCUUGGCUGCAGGGAGAACAGCAGGCGGUGGUAUGACAGAUAGGCAAUAUCAAUAUUCCAUCCCUGUAGCUUAUUUAAGAAAGCCAGAGGGGAAGGAUGCCAGCAGAAUGAUGGCUGAUGUUUACAUUUAUUACAUUCUGACUUUCAGUUUCCCUCCCUCUUUGUCUCUAUGCUUCACUCUCUCCCAAAAACAGCCUCAGUUUGAGGGUGAGAUAGACUCUUCCCAUCAGUCAGCUGAACUGCAGUACAGUGGAGGGAGGGACACGCAUUUGAUUGAUAUGUUCUAGUCUUGUGCAGUGUUUCAUCUGCCACAUUAACAAACUUAUAAAUGACGUAAACUGUGUAAAGCAUUCCUGAAAGGCAGAAACUGUCGGAGCGUAAGGCCAGUAGUGCAGUGGCCUUUCAAUCGAUCAGUGCUUGCCUUCUUUUUAAGAGAUCAUAGAUACAAAUGAUCUGCUUGGAUGCUUCAUUUGAGCUGAAGGAAUUUUCCGUCGCUGUUUUUUUAAAUCCCUGUGAGCACGGACACCCUUUCUGUCUAUUUUGUGCUUUUUGUAAGCUCCUUCUUUGAAUCAGCAUGCAAAAGCUGAUGUGAAUGCAAGCUUAGUGGCUGUUUGUAAAUAGAUUACUUGCCUUUGAAUUCAAUGUGAAAUAUUUCGAGUAGACUCCUUCACUGCAGUGCAGUAAGGGUGAGUAAUUUUGUUAAUCUGUAAUCGCAUUUGGAUAGUCUCAGGCUUACGGUACGGUUUCGCACAACAGUACAGAGCAGGUUAAAGGCCCAAAAGUGAAUUGGAGGCAGAGACAUGUAGUAGCAUUCAAGGAAAGUAAAAUCACUCACAGUCCUGUUCCACACUAAUGGAUGACUUGGGCUAGGGUUUUUAAAAAAAAUGCAACCUGAAUUCUACUACAGUUGUUGCCAUCUUCUGAACCAUUCCCACUGUCGCCACAAAGCGUGUUCCUUUUGGUGCAUUCUCUAGCACAAGGUCCUGUAAUCUUCUGAUAUUCUUACAGGCCAAGCCAUGGAAUUGUCUGAAAAGAUGAUGCUACUCACUUCUGGCAUGGGACCUCAAUAAGAAAUAGUAAAGUGUUACAGAACUCUGCUUUGAAUAAAAACUACUAUGGGGGAAAUAUUCUUACAGUACACUGGCUUUUUCCACAUACAAACACAGCACUCUUCUUUAUAUAUUCAGUUUUAUUUUAUUUUUCAUGACAUCAAUACCCAAAAUGAAAAUCAAGCGGUGGUUUUUUCUAUGGGAUGCAACAUGCUGCACUGUCAUAAUAAAGGAGGCUGUUCUUUCGUACAACACAAUUGUUUUAGGAGAAACCUCUAUUUGUGACCAAAUUAUGAUUCAAAUCAUACAAUGCCAAAGGUCCUUUAAAAACACCAGCCCUUAUACAACAGUAGUAUGUUGAAUAUGAAGUAUAAUUUCAAAUAGUGAAGUGUUUAUCUGUGUGUUUCUGUAAUCUUCUGAAUAUCACAAAAGGACAGACAUAGAAAAACAUUCUAAAAUAUAUGAGUAUAGAUUAUUUUCCUAAUAAAAGCGCAAAUGGUUAAAAUGCUUAUUUGUUUCAUGAAGCUCUGAUGUAUUUUGGUCCUGGCAUUGAAAGGUUAAAGCUCUAUUUCAUGACAGCCUAAAUGUAUGAUCCAAUAUGACAUUAGAUCAUGGAAAGUAACACUCUAUCUACGUCUGUCUCGCUCUCUCAAUCGGAACAAUUUUUUCUUGAUUUUGCAUGUGUUAUCAGAGGGAGAAUUUUUCAAUAAUGCCAAACAAAACUGGGUUUUUAAUGUUUAGACCAUUCCUUGUCCAUUUAAGUUUAAGUUUUUACUCAAACCUAGUUCUAACUCAAAACAAGACACUUUUGUAGACCAGUUUAGAAAGGUUGUCUGGUGAGAUAAAGAUAAGUUUAUAUAAGUACACAAAAUCAUUGUUUACCCUUACGAAAUUUCUUUUUUUAAAAGUUCAAAAACCAUUUGUCCAAAAACCACAUGUGAAGAGUACAUGUGAAGUAUAAAAAGAAUCCCUCUUAUAACAUGAGAGCGGGAAAAGGUAUGCUAUGCUAUUUCAAGUCACAUAUUUUGUUAAAAUUGUCGUUUGAAAAAGUCAGUCACGUGUGAAAAUGUUUUUCUUGAUUUCAUGUCACAUAUUUUGUGGAAAUUUUCAUUCACGUGAAAAAAGCCAAUCACAUGCGAAAAUGUCCAAUUGACAGUUUUUUUUCACUUGUGAAUAUUUUAAUUCUCAUUAAAAAUAUUCUCUUAAAUUGUGAUUUUCUCACGUGAAGGCAAAUUUCGUGAUUUUUUGUGUACACACUUUUUCCCACAAAAAGGUCCACAAAAUCGCAUGGCAAAAGGAAAGAAUUAUAUUUUAUGUGAAUAAAACAGUUUAUAUUUAGUGUAUUUAAACUGGUAGUUAAUUGAAAGCUGUUUAAUGAGGGCUAGCAUGUAUCCGCUUCAGUAUACAAUCAUGUUACCCAAUUUCUAUUGAGAACUGCAUAGUGGACUAAUUAUGUAUCAAAUGUAAAUUGAAUAAAGUUAUCUAAUGUUUUCAAGA